Molecule: messenger RNA, 851 nt
Organism: Ornithorhynchus anatinus (platypus)
Lineage: Eukaryota; Metazoa; Chordata; Mammalia; Monotremata; Ornithorhynchidae
Gene: TMCO1
Product: transmembrane and coiled-coil domains 1
Exons: 8
Coding region: 108-722 (204 amino acids)
Biological process (GO): endoplasmic reticulum calcium ion homeostasis
Cellular component (GO): endoplasmic reticulum; cytoplasm; endoplasmic reticulum membrane
Molecular function (GO): calcium channel activity
Source: RefSeq, a predicted model, not a curated record
GUCCGGCGGGUGACCCGGAAGCGGAAGCGCCGUCCCCGGGCGGCCUCUGUCAGGGCUCCGGAGCGGAGGCUGCCUUGGUUUUUUUGAGGGGGGGGGGCGGGAGCAGCAUGAGCACCAUGUUCGCCGACACGGUGCUCAUCGUCUUCAUCUCCGUCUGCACGGCGCUGCUCGCCGAGGGUGCUGCUGGGGGUCCUCAGACACAGCCCCCCACCCAUCAUCACCAUGGCAUCACUUGGGUACUGGUGUACAGGACGGACAAAUACAAGAGGCUAAAAGCCGAGGUGGAAAAACAGAGCAAAAAAUUGGAAAAGAAGAAAGAAACCAUCACCGAGUCAGCUGGCCGUCAGCAGAAGAAGAAAAUAGAGAGGCAAGAGGAGAAACUGAAAAACAACAACAGGGACCUCUCGAUGGUUCGAAUGAAAUCCAUGUUUGCCAUUGGUUUCUGCUUCACCGCCCUGAUGGGAAUGUUCAACUCCAUAUUUGACGGGCGGGUGGUGGCCAAGCUGCCCUUCGUGCCCCUGAGCUACAUCCAGGGGCUGUCUCACCGCAACCUGCUCGGGGAAGACUACACGGACUGCUCCUUCAUCUUCCUCUACAUCCUCUGCACCAUGUCCAUCCGGCAGAACAUCCAGAAGAUGCUGGGCCUGGCCCCGUCCCGCGCCGCCUCCAAGCAGGCCGGGGGCUUCCUGGGACCGCCCCCGCAGGCCGCCAAGUUCUCCUGAGACCUCGCCCGCCGUCCGGACCCUCCCGGCUCCGCGCCGGGGGACGAGGGACCCUGCCCCCCACGGUUGGGGCCUCCGUCGGCCCGUCGGAAUCGAAAUAAAAGCCGACCGGUCAUCCGGACGACCCAC